GCACAGAUGGACAUAGACUAUACCUUCGCACAGAUGCUGUACCUCUGCAUUUCGCCGAGGAAGGUCUAUCAGCUGACGUCAUAUCGCAAGCAAACAAAAAAUCAAUGGGCGAGAGACGAUCCCGCAUUUGUUGUGGUGUUGGUGUUUUUCUUGACCGUUGCGGCUGUUGCAUAUGGCCUGGCGUUCCAAGCCACAGGAGCUGCCUUCUUGCACAUCGUGCUGCACUUCGUGAUCGGUCACUUCCUGGUUUUCGGGGUGCUGAUUUCUAGUGUGUCGUGGUUUGUUGCGAACAACUACAUGAGAGCGCAGUCGUUCCAUGGUGUGGAACAGAAGAUGGAAUGGAUGUACGCUUUUGACAUUCACUGCAAUUCGUUCUUUCCAUUGUUCCUGGUGCUUUAUGUACUGCAUUACUUCAUGCUGCCAAUUCUCACACAGCCCAACCUUGCAGCUGCCAUGUUGAGUAAUUUGCUCUAUGCUGCGGCUUUGUGCUACUACCUGUACAUCAUGUCGCUCGGGUACAGUGUCCUGCCGUUUCUGGAGCGAACAGAAGUGAUCCUUUAUCCAUCUGGUGUGGUGGUUCUCUUGGCCUUGGUCUUGAGCUGUCUCCAUGUCAACCUUACGAACGUAUCCUACCACUAUGUGGGCAUGUGA
Messenger RNA from Symbiodinium necroappetens, 651 nucleotides. NCBI's taxonomy places the organism in Eukaryota, Dinophyceae, Suessiales, Symbiodiniaceae. The record is from the annotation of a GenBank genome assembly.